AAGGGACAAAUCAUGCAGCCGCAUUUGUAAUGGUUUGAGCUAAGAGAAAAAAGAGAGACAGAAAGAGAGAGAGAGAGAGCGGCUAAUAGUAUUCUUCAUUCAUUCAUUCAUUCAUUCGAUUUGAUUUGAUUUGAUUUUUGAUCGAAUCACACAGACUCUUCUCUCUAAGCCUCUAACGAAAAACACAAAGAUUCCAUCAUCAUCAUCCCUCCUCUUUAAAUUUCUCAAUCACAAUCUCAAUCUCAAUCUCAAUAUCUCAAUCCCAUGGAUUCCUCCUUCUUCCUCCCGUUCUUUCCCGCUGUAAUUUAUUGAUUUCAUGUUUUCAGGUCCUUAUUUGUUCCUUUUUCCUGCUAAUGUCGUCGAUUCGCUAUGCCUUCCGAUUCUUCAUCUGAAGGAGCUGCUCUCGAACCAUUAAGAUCUAGUAUGAUGAGUAUGGAGAAGAAAAGGAAUUUGGUCUAUGAAAUAUCAGAUCAGCCACAUGCAUCUGAAUUGCUUCAGUCCUGGAGUCGACACGAGAUUUUAGAAAUCUUGUGUGCAGAGAUGGGAAAAGAGAGGAAAUAUACUGGAUUAACAAAACUAAAAAUAAUUGAGAACCUUCUGAAAAUUGUUGGUAAAAAGAAAUCAGGGUCAACUGAGGAUGUAACAGACCUCGACAGUCAGUCUUCUCCUUGUCCUUCUCCAAAGAUUUCCAAACGGCAAAGAAAAAUUGAUCAGCCAGCACGGCUGCCUGUUCCUGUAAACAAUAGUCCAAUCAGUAACACUAGGACUGACUCAAAUAUUGCAGUGUACUGCAGAAAUUCGGCGUGCAAAGCUAACUUAAAUCAAGAUGAUAAAUUUUGCAAGAGGUGUUCAUGCUGCAUCUGUUAUCAAUAUGAUGAUAAUAAGGAUCCUAGUCUGUGGUUAAGUUGCAGCUCUGACCCACCAUUUCAAAGCACUUCAUGUCGUAUGUCAUGCCAUCUUGAAUGUGCACUGAAGCAUGAAAAAUCUGGGAUUUCUAGAGGACAGCAGACCGGAAUUGAAGGGACCUUCUGUUGUGUAUCUUGUGGAAAAGUCAAUGACUUGAUUGGGUGUUUGAGAAAACAAUUGAUGAAGGCAAAGGAAACAAGACGGGUGUAUAUCCUGUGUUACCGUAUCUCUUUAAGCAAAAAGCUUUUGAGUGAAGGUGAAAAGUACCAAGACGUUUAUCAGAUUGUGGAUGAGGCUGUGAAGAAACUUGAAGCUGAGGUGGGUCCUUUGGCUGGUGUACCGGUUGGUACGGGCAGAGGAAUAGUGAACAGGCUUUCUUCUGGACCAGAGGUUCAGAAACUCUGCUCGUUAGCCAUCGAUACGCUCAGUUCCAUGAUACAAGAUACUAAUUUGGUAGCUACAAACUUCUUAAGGUUCGAAGAUGUUGAUGCAACAUACAUUACAGUGGUUGUGGGUACUGAAGAUGUUUCUUGUGGAGAAACCAUUGGUUACAGGCUAUGGCAUCGAAAGGCAGGCGAAACAGAUUAUCCUAUCGAGCCAACUUGCACCUUGUCUCAACCAAAUUUGAGGUUUGUCGUCCGAGGACUAACCCCAUCUUCAGAAUACUAUUUCAAAGCCAUUUCCUUUGAUGGGACAGGCGAUUUGGGGACAUGUGAAGUUCAAGUCUCAACUACUAUUCCUCGGGAAGAUGACACAAGUUGCUUGGUGAUUGAAAGAAGUCAGAGUCCUGUGACCAACUUCAGUGAGCUCUCUAAUCCUUCUUCCGUAGAAGAUGAAACUAACAAUAUAGUGCCGUGUAGUGACCAGACCGAUAGUCAAACAGGGAGCUAUCUUUCUUAUUGCAAGGAAUCUAAUAAGAUUAUCACUAUUAACCAAUCUGAGGAUAGAAUAAACUGCACCGAUGUCAGUGGAAUGGGAACAGCAAAAGAUUCUGUUUCGUCGUUGGAUGAGGAACACGUAAUAAGAAAAAGUAGCAUGCUUCCUGAUCCCAAUGUUUCAAAACUUGAAGACAGGCAUUCUUCUCAAGUCCAAAUCAUUGAAGGUACAACAAGCAUGAAUAAGGGCUCGAAUUCUGCCAUUCAACAAGGGACUAAAUCCACACCACUUGUUAGCAGCUCCGAGGCUGGAUUGCCAGUUACUCCUUGCAAAAUGGAAAUACUCAAGGAUGUUCUCGGAAGGAGUGGCCGGUCGAAAUCCUGCACCAAGGAUCGAGAUAAUAAGGGAUCUGGAGGAGAGGAACUCCGAAAUGGCAGCACAUCUAAGAAGAGAAAUGCAGAGAGGCAAGAUGUGGAUUGUACUGGAAACGGUAUUUCCGAUAAGGAUUUCGAGUAUUACGUAAAGUUGAUUAGAUGGCUAGAAUGCGAAGGACACAUAGAGAAGAACUUCAGACAGAAAUUCUUAACUUGGUAUAGCUUGAGAGCGACAACACAAGAAGUUAGGAUAGUGAAGGCCUUUGUUGAUAACUUCAUUGAAGAUCCAUCAGCUCUUGCCGAGCAACUUGUGGAUACGUUUUCGGAAUGCAUUUCAAGCAAGAAAACAUGUGCUGUGCCUUCUGGAUUUUGUAUGAAGCUUUGGCAUUGAUCAUCGUCUCGAAAACCAACAAAUUUAACAAAGUCCGAGAUUGGAAAUUCUAUCAUUCGUAGGCAUUCUUUAGAUACCCCUUUUUUUUUCUCUAUUUAAAUUGUCAUCAAUUGAAUUGGGCAUCAUCUAAGCUUUUUAUUUAGCAUUUUUGUGAUGAUAAUAUGUCAUCCGCAUUCGCCAUUUUAAACACUUCGAACAGAUUUGUAGAUGAGGAUGAUUUUAACAUUCUUACUUACUCAUUGAUACCAUUUAGUAAUUAGUUUAUUAAAACUUGUUUUUGAA
Molecule: messenger RNA, 2829 nt
Organism: Cucumis melo (muskmelon)
Lineage: Eukaryota; Viridiplantae; Streptophyta; Magnoliopsida; Cucurbitales; Cucurbitaceae
Product: VIN3-like protein 2
Exons: 5
Coding region: 370-2547 (725 amino acids)
Biological process (GO): epigenetic regulation of gene expression; vernalization response
Molecular function (GO): protein binding
Source: RefSeq, a predicted model, not a curated record